GCCGAGAACCAGUUCAAUGUUCAAUCUCAAUACAAGUAAGUGUAAGUAGACGUGGUAUAUUUUUCUUCGCUAGUGGGUACUAGAACAAACUUUAUGCAUAUAUUUUCCAUACCGGUCCAGGUCGUGUAGGGCUGAGUUCCUUCGAACCAAUAGGCCUUCCCUUUCGGGUUUUCUGGGGGCAAUCUCAAGGUGUUGCAGUAAUCCUCGUGCACCAGGCUGCCUUGGAUUACGCAAGGUGGAAAAUGCAUCAAGGCUUUUUUACUCACAAUCAUACUUCCAGUCGAAAGAACAAAAUUUACUGUCAUAUUCAGGAGGUGGUCGGUGGUCGUUCCCUGAGGUUCGGCACUCGCUUUCACCCGCACCUCGUGCCCAACACGAAAAUUGUGGAGCGGACAUCGCGUACAAGCUAAGAGGCUGAAUUAUACUCCUUCCGUAAGACCGAACUGCAUUCCUGCUGCCUUCGAGCUUACGGAAGUCCACGAUGGACAUUCCUACCCGCACUUCAGGAGUCUUUCAGACCGAGUCGCUUAUUGGUCCCUUUACGAUAUUCUCGCAGAUUGGAGCUUUUCCGCCCAAGUUAAGAAUGUAUAAACUGGUUUAAGACUUGGAUCUUC
Serpula lacrymans var. lacrymans S7.9 is the source of this 614-nucleotide messenger RNA. RefSeq lists its product as uncharacterized. The transcript has 2 exons. Lineage: Eukaryota; Fungi; Basidiomycota; Agaricomycetes; Boletales; Serpulaceae. The coding region runs from base 243 to 410 and encodes 55 amino acids. The record is from RefSeq and is a predicted model, not a curated record.